AUGCGUAUAACAGGGAAACACAUAAGCAAGACAGACAAGAUGUUCACUUCAGCAGAGACGGUUGCCUUUAUAAUAAUUGCAGCAAUAGUAUCUGUUUCUGGAAUUAUCUUUAACUCGUUCAUUGGGUUUGUGAUCUUUGGUGAACACAAAGGAUUCCUACGUAUGAGUGCCAACAACCAAAUCAAGUUCACUAUAUGCGUGACCAAUGUUUUUAUGCAGUGCCUGAUGCCAAUUAAUAUUUUUGUUUUUACAUUUACAGAUAGCUCAGUAUUGCCUAGGCUCUUUGUGUCAGUUUUAGGAUUUUCUAAUAUUGUUACUAUUGGCUUCAGUUGUUGGCUCACUGUCUGGCUCUGCAUCUUGUACUGUGUGACAGUUGUUAACUUCAAACACAAAUUCUUCACACAUCUGAAGAUGAGAUUUCCAGCUCUUGUACCCAAGCUCCUGCUGGUCACAGCCCUGGGAUCUAUAUGUCUAAGUGCCCCUUCCAUUUGGUGCCUGAACAUUGACCUUCAGCAGAAUAUGACUGGGAACCUUACUCUUGAACAAAAGAUAAAUACUCAAGCAGAUUACUGUAAAUCUGUAGGCUACCACAUAUUUUUUAACACAAUUGGAUGCAUGUUGCCUCUGACUAUAAGUGUGAUCGCUUUAGCUGUAAUUGUGGCUUCCCUAGUAGGAUACGUCUGGAGGACAAAACUCAAAUCAUCAAACCUGAGUGAUGCUCAGCUCCAACCUCAUUACAAAGCCUGUAAGACCAUUGUGCUACUUAUAAUUAUUUUUACUAUUGUAUCUGCAGUUCAGAUCCUACCUUUAUCUUCACCCUAUGAUAGUUCUACAUGGAAAUCCAUGCUUGUAGAUUAUCUGUGUCUAUUUUACCCAACAGAAAUGGCUGUUAUUCUGAUUUUGGGAAGUUCCGAACUUAAACAAGCUUUUGUUAGAAGAGUGACAUGUAUUAAACAAUGA
Molecule: messenger RNA, 960 nt
Organism: Bombina bombina (fire-bellied toad)
Lineage: Eukaryota; Metazoa; Chordata; Amphibia; Anura; Bombinatoridae
Product: taste receptor type 2 member 7-like
Exons: 1
Coding region: 1-960 (319 amino acids)
Biological process (GO): sensory perception of taste; detection of chemical stimulus involved in sensory perception of bitter taste; G protein-coupled receptor signaling pathway
Cellular component (GO): membrane
Molecular function (GO): G protein-coupled receptor activity; bitter taste receptor activity
Source: RefSeq, a predicted model, not a curated record